Gambusia affinis (western mosquitofish) is the source of this 3427-nucleotide messenger RNA. RefSeq names its product aminoadipate-semialdehyde dehydrogenase (gene aasdh). The record is from RefSeq and is a predicted model, not a curated record. NCBI's taxonomy places the organism in Eukaryota, Metazoa, Chordata, Actinopteri, Cyprinodontiformes, Poeciliidae. Gene Ontology annotation, biological process: amino acid activation for nonribosomal peptide biosynthetic process. Bases 105 to 3284 code for a protein of 1059 amino acids. The transcript has 14 exons. Gene Ontology annotation, molecular function: protein binding.
CGCCCAUGUGAAAACAGAAACAUCAGUGAUGGGUGUGCUCUCAGUCGGUCUCAGUACGUCCAGUGGACAGGAAUGAUUAGGCGGUCAGUGAACGCCUCAUCGGAAUGCCUGCUCGGACCCUCCAGGAUCUGGUGUCCGCCGCAGCCUCUCUUCACCCGGACCGAGCGGCGGUUCUCUAUGACCGCGGCUCGGGAGAGACUCCAGGGUCUCUGCUCUACAGAGAGGUGGUCCAGCUCGCCGGGGAUCUUUCUGCUGCUUUACUCCAGAACUGUUCUCCUCGCGGCGGCGCUGUCGGCCUGUACUGCAGCGAUGAUCUGCUGGUCCCCGUCUGGAUUCUGGGGAUCCUGCAGAGUUCUGCCGCCUACGUCCCCCUGGACCCGGAGGCCCCAGGACUUCUCACUGCCAGAGUAAUGAGUCAGUGUGGCCUCAAGUACUGCGCUGUGAAUCGGGACCUUGUGCAGCGAUUUCGGGAGGCUGUGGUCGAUCACGUCCCUGUGCAGGUUUGCGUGGAGCUGCCCCAGUUCAGGUUGACCUUGAUGCACAUCGAGCCCCGUCCAGUCACCGAGGACGGACCUCAGAGAGCGGGCGGCUGCGAUCCCUCUGAUAAAACUGGUCCCCUGAAGGACUGCGGGCGCCCGGGCUUGGCGUACGUCCUGCACACAUCCGGAACGACGGGUCCUCCCAAAACCGUGAGGGUUCCCCACCGGUGCAUCGUCCCCAAUAUUCUGCAUCUGAGAUCUCUGUUCCAGAUGAGCGCAGAUGAUGUUGUUUUUCUCGCCUCCCCUCUGACCUUUGACCCAUCUGUAGUGGACAUAUUUCUGGCCCUGUCCUCGGGGGCUCUGCUCCUCCUGGUCCCCUCGGUGAUGAAGAAGAUGCCCGGUCGACUCGCCCAGAUGUUGUUCAAACAUCACCGAACUACGGUUCUUCAGGUCACUCCCACUCUGCUGGUGCGGUUCGGUCACGGUACUCUGAAACGGGACGUGCUGUCGCCCAGAUCUUCGCUGCGGGUGUUGGCUCUGGGCGGAGAGGCCUGUCCUUCUCCGGCUCAGCUGAGGAGCUGGAAACACGAGGAGAAUAAAACCACCGUCUAUAACAUCUACGGCGUCACAGAGGUCUCCUGCUGGGCCUCCUGCUACAGGGUACCAGAACCUGAGCUGCAGUGCAGCAACAUCCCUAGAUUAAGCACAGAGGGCCUUCGCAGCACGGUGUCCUCUGUGCCUCUUGGGACUCCCCUGAUGGACACGGUGGUGGAAGUCCGGGAUGAAGAUGGCUGCGUCAUCACGGAGGGUGAAGGGCAGGUGUUCAUAGGUGGAGAGGACAGGGUGUGUCUCCUGGAUGGAGAGGACACUGUUGUCUCCGGAACGAUGAGAGCAACAGGAGACUGGGUGAACGUUAAAGACGCCCAGCUGUACUAUCUGGGACGGAGAGACAGAAUGAUCAAACGGAACGGGAAGCGAGUGAACUUGGACAGCUUGCAGCAAGUAAUCCUGAGUCUGCCUCAGGUGGAAGCCUGUGCUGUGGGUCUCUAUAAACAAUUUAGACUCCUUGCCUUCGUCGUUGCUUCAGCUAGCGAAGUCCGUCACCACCAGGGGGAGCCAGAGGGCGCAGGUAGAGAUCUGCAGAGGCUCAUACUGAAGCAGCUGUCUGUGCUGGUGUCCGCUCACUGCAUUCCCGACGCACUGGUUCUCGUCCCGGCUUUAUCCCUGACUCAUCAUGGCAAAGCAGACAUGAAGGAUCUGAUGAGAAUAUAUGAAAAACAGAGGGAGUGGUUAAGGUUGUCACGGCUGGAGGUCGGAAAGCUAAAGCAAACUCUUGAGACUCUAUGGAAGGAUACAUUAGGCCUCCCUGCAGAUGCAUCCAUCGACGAGCGGUCCAACUUCCUGUUCAGUGGAGGAGAUUCCCUGAAGGCGCUGCGUCUCUGUGAGGACAUCCUCGCCGCCAUGGGAGUGCCCUCUCCUCGUCUCCUGGAGGUUGUCCUGGAUGGGUCCUUCUCAGACGUUCUGCACCACGUAACGCAGAUGCUGCCUCCAGAACUGGACGGCUCGUCGUCCUGUAAGAAACGGGCCGCUGCGGCUCCGUCUGCGGUUCCAGCAAAGAAAGGACCUAUAUCCGACCGGACACAGAGGGAGACACUCGGGUGUAAAGUCGUGACACGAGGCGCUGAGACGCAAGGAACGAACUUCAGGAGCGUAGAUGCUGGCGAAGAAGAACCGCUGGACGGAAAGGACGUCGGUGUUCGCCUCAGUCCGAGCUGGUCCUCUGACACCGGCAGGUGUGUGGACGCCUCCCCGGUGAUUCUGGUCCGGGACGUCGCCGGCGAACGAUCCAGAGCAACGGUGUUCAUCGGCUCCCACUCCCACAGGAUCCAGGCGUUAGACCUGGCCGCCGGGAACCUCCUGUGGGAGCGAGUCCUCGGGGACAGGAUCGAAGCAUCGGCCGCCGUGUCUCACUGCGGCUCCCUCGUCAUUGUCGGUUCCUACGACGGCUGCGUUUACUUCUUGUGCACCGACUCCGGAGCGACAAAGUGGGUGUUUAAGACGGAGGACGCGGUGAAGAGUUGUCCUGCUGUGGACCCUGUCACCGGUCUGGUGGUGGUGGGCUCACAUGAUGGACACGUUUACGUCCUGGACCCUCUGCUUCGACAGUGUGUGUGGAAGCGGGACUGCGGCGGCGGAGCUGUGUUUUCCUCGCCGCACCUUCAGCCGUCUCGUCGACGCCUGUACGCGGCGUCUCUGGGAGGACGACUGCUGUGUCUCAACCUGGACAGCGGGGAUGUCCUGUGGUCCUACUGUAGAGACAAACCUUUCUUCUCCUCUCCAAACUCGUCCUGCGGGCGCGUUGUGAUUGGCUCGGUGGACGGAAACAUCUGCUGCCUCAGCGACACCGGAGAACUGCUGUGGCAGUUCCUCACAGAGGCCCCGGUUUUCUCCUCCCCGACCUUCGUACCGGGACAGCAGAGGCUUCUGUGCGGCUCCCACGACGGCCGCCUCUACUGCCUGAGCUGCGCCGACGGCUCUUCGGUUUGGACUUUUCAGACGUCGGGCAAGGUGUACUCCACUCCCUGCGUGUUUCAGGGCUCUGCUGUCGGCCGCGGGGGGCCUCUGGUGGGCCUGGCCUCCACAGAUGGCACCGUCUGGAUCCUGGACGCACGAGAUGGCCGCGUCCUGGCGGCGUCCACCCUGCCCGGGGAGCUGUUUUCUUCGCCGGUUGUGUGGGAGCAGUCGCUUGUGAUCGGGUGCCGUAAUGACUACGUGUACUGUUUGAACCUGGCUGGAAAUGUGUAGGGGGUCGGGAUAUAUGGUAACUGAUUGUACAGUUCUGUUAAAAAUAAUGUCAAUGUGGGAAAUGAAGCAAAGAGAACAGGGAGUUGACCAACCUUCUGGCAGGUGUAAAUAAAGGACCAGGCUGGUUCCUGACCUGAAAUUGA